AUGGUGUUUUGCGCCAAUCCUGACCGGGUGGCUCUGCAGGCGAUGCUGCCGGAGUUCGACACCCAAGGGCUGACCGACCGGCCGGGGCGCCAGAACCCCGGGACUAUCCAGAUCCCCGGGGUGGACGAGGCGACCGGCGAGAGGGCCGAAAGAGGCCCAGCGCCGCCUACGGGCGCUGGCGAGAGCCAGGGGCGGCUGGAGACACCGAGGUCGGCGCCACCCCUCGAGCCAGGCGCGCCCGAGCCGAGUGCACCGGCGGAGCCAGAGCCAUCGAUCACAGCGGUGGAACCGGGGCUAGCGGGCACGGCGGCGGAGCCGGUGAGCACGACGGCGGAGCCGAGGCCAGCGAACGUGGCGGUCGAGACAGAAAUGCAGCCGCUGCCCUGCUCCGAGCCGACAACUACGGCCGCGCCCGACCGUCUGGCGCCGUCCGAGUCCGCCCGAGCGCGCCGAGCGCGGGGCAGAUGA
Molecule: messenger RNA, 468 nt
Organism: Phragmites australis (common reed)
Lineage: Eukaryota; Viridiplantae; Streptophyta; Magnoliopsida; Poales; Poaceae
Exons: 2
Coding region: 1-468 (155 amino acids)
Source: RefSeq, a predicted model, not a curated record